Molecule: messenger RNA, 909 nt
Organism: Daldinia decipiens
Lineage: Eukaryota; Fungi; Ascomycota; Sordariomycetes; Xylariales; Hypoxylaceae
Exons: 1
Coding region: 395-700 (101 amino acids)
Source: RefSeq, a predicted model, not a curated record
GAGGGUAAAUAAGGUAAGGACUUCUUGUAUGUAGAUACACCAGCGACCUCAAGUCAAACAAGUUCAUAAUAAUUUCGCGGCAGCAUCGCUACGAUAAUAUUGUAUACUUCGAGCAGUAAUAUUACUAGAAAGCGGAGGGAAGCCAGGUCAUAAGCGGAGGCAAUGUCUUUUGGACAGCAUUGUUCUUCUGGCAUCUAUUUAAAGCGGUAUCAUAAACCAAUAUGUCACAUGUCAGGAAUUGGCGCGUCCCGACACAAAUCAUUACUUAUUAAUCAUUACUUAUUAUGAGUCUUAACACUCAUCUUAAUAGCAAGUACUGCGAAAUACGAAUAUUAGCCCCCAUGGCAUUGAUCUAGGGUUACUUAGUCGAAGUCCAAAGCUCACAGAGAGUAUCAUGGAUAUUGAAGCGCUGGGCCGACGCCAUCCACCCUCUUGUUAUGCUACAGUCACUAUACCGUCAGUGGAAUCCUUUACCAGUAUUAAUCCAUUAGUAAUUAUCGUUCACUGCUUUCAAAUCCAUCGGCCUGCUCCUGGCUACCCGCAGUUCUCAGUACUCAUAGGGACGCACCCAGCAUUCAGCAUUGCCCGCCGAUUCUCUACGGUUCGAGCGCGGUUACAACGGACGAAACAGAACCGCGUCUCUGAAUUGGAACUUGAGCCUCAACAGAUAGACGCUCAAGAGAAGCGACCGUUAUUUUAGGGACCUUCCAGGCUGACAAAAAUGAAGCGCGACGCGACACUUUAGAAGCGCUUGGCCGCGCACUCGCGAAGUAUGGUAAGUUGCUAGGUCCGCCGAAGAUGUUAACGGGGAUUAGGGACUUCCUACCGAAUGCCUAGCAGAUGCACUUCUAGAAAUAAACGUGAGGGUUCUUCGAUUGCCGGUAGCUUCCGAUAGGAAUAUCUCCGGUC